CGCAGACCUUUACAGCAAAAUCAUUGUUGGAAAAUUCACACCGGAUAUGCACAUUUACAUUUGAUAGCCAUACACUUGUCAUGCCAAAGGAGCAAUAGAAAACAGUCCAGUCAUGACAAAAUGGCGAGCGGAGUUGGAAAACAUAAAUUGCUGUUAGGCCCAACAGAGCCAUGGUCAAUUAGAGAAAAGCUGUGCCUCGCCUCCUCUGUCAUGAAGAGUGGAGACCAAAACUGGGUGUCUGUGAGCAGAGCCAUCAAGCCAUUUGCAGAACCUGGACGCCCUCCUGACUGGUUUUCUCAAAAGCAUUGUGCCUCGCAAUACUCUGAGCUCCUGGAGACAACUGAAGCCCCAAAGAGAAAGCGAGGUGAGAAAGGGGAGGUGGUCGAGACGGUGGAAGAUGUGAUCGUCCGCAGGUUGACAGCAGAGAGAAUAGAGGAGCUGAAGCGAUUCAUCAAGGACACACAAGAGAAGCACAGAAAGCUGAAGAGAGAAACUGAACUCAUCCAGGCAGGACAUCUGGACUCUAAACUUGAGGAGCUAUGGGAGGAGAUUGCACGGACCAAAAAACAAGAGGAAGAGGAAGCUGAGGUGAAAAGAAAGGCCACAGAUGCGGCGUACCAGGCCAGGCAGGCAGUGAAGAACACUCCUAAACGUGUGCCCAGUGUGACAGUGCGCUCUCCCUCUGGGGCCUGCUCUCCGAGCCUGGAUUUUCCCAUCGGAGAUCCAUCUGAAGAUCCUAGCACCGCUGGGGCAGGAUCGACGGUGUUUGUGCCUCUGACGGAGCUGCCAGGCCCCGGAGUGGUAGAGGCCAGUUUGGGGUCACUGCUGGAUGAGUCAACGCAGAAGAAGCUUUUGGGUCAGAAAAUCACGCCUCCUCCCUCUCCUCUCCUGUCAGAACUGCUGAAGAAAGGCAGUCUUCUGCCCACCAGCCCCAGACUGGCAGUUGAGGGAGAAUCUCCGUCCAGUCAGCUUACAGGGAGUCACGAUAAUCAGAUGAUGACUUCUUCACUGCCUGCCUCUCAGGCAGCGACAGGUGCUCCCACGCUGUCGCGUCUGCUGGAAGCUGGCCCCGCCCAAUUUCCCUCUCAGCUGAGCUCAUUGGCCAAUGCAGACUCCGCCCCCAGUGCUGCCGCCUCUGCAGUGGACACCAGUGCCACGCUCAGCACAGGAGGCGAUGGGGCCCCCGGUGCUUCUGUGGAUAAUAAAGAGGCGGUUUUAGGGGAGGAGGACCUGGUCACUGUGUCCUAUAUGGCAGAGGAGUUGGACUUAGAGACAGUUGGGGACAUCAUAGCUAUUAUUGAAGAGAAGGGUGACGAGAAUUCCGAAGCACUGGACGCCGCAGCGGUGGAAGCUGCUCUGUCUUUGUGUGAAGACACAGGUCACAACCUGUCGGGCGCCUGGGAGCCCAACCCCUUUAGGACCAUUGGCCCCGAGCCCUCCAGCACUCCAGAGGACUUAGAUCCACAUUCCCUGCAUCUGUUAGAGGGGAAACGAGAGGGUCCUGACAUGUGUGGAUCCAGCAGCGGCUGCGCGCAGGGGUACGCGACACCCUCCACCACUGUCCCAUCUGGCCCUCAAGUCCCCGCUCCAGCAGCAGGAGCCCGUUCGGACCCAGAAGCCCUCAGACCGGAGCACGCUGCCGAGACCCAGGAUGGGCGGCCAGAAUCACUGCAUGCUGUGAUCAAAAGUGAGACUGACGAAUGGACACCGUCUCAAUCAGAUACACGGUCAGAAGAUGACCCUGUGAUAAAACAGCACUCAAAGGAAGUGAAAGAGGAGGAGGAGGCCGUGAGUGAUGCUGAGGAGGGCAGUGUGUCGGAGAUGAAAGCUGGAUUAGAAGGGGAUGGAGUCGAGGAUUGUGGGGGAGAAGAGGACGGAGAUGGAGUUUAUCUGUCCGAGCCAGAGGGAGAAACUGAGCUGGAUCCUCCGGCCAGCGAGAGUGAGGACGGCUACAGCAUGCACACAGCAUCCUCUUCCGUACAGCUCCACACAACUGCAGACUCCAUUCCCAGCAGCCCUGCCUCCUCACAGUUCUCUAUCUGCAGCGAGGAUCAAGAAGCAAUUCAGGCUCAGAAGAUCUGGAAGAAAGCCAUCAUGUUGGUGUGGCGAGCAGCAGCCAAUCACAGGUAUGCAAAUGUCUUCCUGCAACCUGUAACGGAUGACAUCGCCCCUGGUUACCACAGUAUUGUGCACAGGCCAAUGGAUCUGUCCACCAUCAAGAAGAACAUUGAGAACGGGCUGAUCCGUACCACAGCUGAGUUCCAGCGCGACAUCAUGCUGAUGUUCCAGAACGCAGUGAUGUACAACAGCUCGGACCAUGAUGUGUUCCACAUGGCCGUGGAGAUGCAGAGAGACGUUCUGGAGCAGAUCCAGCAGUUUUUGGCCACGCAGUUAAUCAUGCAGACCUCGGAAUCGGGCAUCAGUGCCAAGAGCCUGCGUGGGAGAGAUGCCAACCGCAAACAGGACCCCAAUGACAAGGACUGCGUUCCCAUGGCCUCUCCUGCAUUUCUUCUCUCUCUCUUUGAUGGAGGCACAAGGGGGCGACGCUGCGCUAUAGAAGCAGAUCUGAAAAUGAAGAAAUAAGCGGCCGGCGGUGGGUGGGUUCCUUUGAAACACUAAUAAGUGACUGAGUGCUGGGAGCAUAGGACAAUCUCUCUGAACCAUAUCGCCAACACGGUUAAACAGAAAGGCUCAAGAGUGUAUCACAUGGUGUUGGGGAUUGGACAAUGAUGGGACUGCCUCAAAAUCUGUGCAUAUACGUGUCUGUGUGUAUGUAAUUUUGUGUGGUGCGUGUUGUGUAGUACUAAAGAUUUGUUUCGUGUACGAAUAGUGCCUUUUCAGGUAUUGACAAACGACUGGGAAUAAACCCGACGAAAGGACAAAAAAAUUUGAAUUGAAAUGCCUUCUCAUGUGGGAACAAUGUUACUGAUAUUUUACCCUCUGCCAUAAUGCUGUAUUCUUGUGUCGUUUCGAACUAUUUUAUUAUUAUUAUUAUUAUUAUUAUUAUUAUUUUUAACUUAGAGAGGUUUUAAAUGUUCACACUGCUUUCUUCCAUGUAGCCGAUGAGGACCAAGGACUUUCAAGCUAAAAAAAAACAAAAACAAAACAUAAAAUAAAGCAUAAUAAAAAGA
This is a messenger RNA of Puntigrus tetrazona (Sumatra barb), 3131 nucleotides long. RefSeq names its product bromodomain containing 8a (gene brd8a). Gene Ontology annotation, molecular function: protein binding. Lineage: Eukaryota; Metazoa; Chordata; Actinopteri; Cypriniformes; Cyprinidae. Bases 121 to 2583 code for a protein of 820 amino acids. The record is from RefSeq and is a predicted model, not a curated record. Gene Ontology annotation, cellular component: NuA4 histone acetyltransferase complex. The transcript is spliced from 20 exons.